Molecule: messenger RNA, 1353 nt
Organism: Aspergillus puulaauensis
Lineage: Eukaryota; Fungi; Ascomycota; Eurotiomycetes; Eurotiales; Aspergillaceae
Exons: 1
Coding region: 1-1353 (450 amino acids)
Source: RefSeq, a predicted model, not a curated record
AUGAAUCCCAUAAAACGCGAAAAUGAAGAAUCCAUCCAGAGCUCCGCCGCGAAAAGAGGCAAGACGAGACACGAUGACCUUUUCGAGCCUUUCUGGCUAAUACCAGAACACCUCCUCCCUUUCCGCAUACCUCUCAACUCUGUCAUUGAAAGCGGCAUUAAAAUCACUUCUCCCCCUGAGAUGCCGCGCUGGUACUCGCGUGAAGAACGGACAACGAAGAUUGGGAUGGCGCUGAGGAAAAUGUUCCCCGCUUCGGGGGAGAGCACGACGAGUUCGGGGCUAUAUGACUCUGCCUAUGUCUGUGUUACCCUUUUUGGGCGUUACAAGAUUGUUGACUCAAAGGGCGUGCCACUCCUUCCUAGGGAAUAUCUCGCGGACCCGGCCUACGAUACCGAAGUGAAGUUUCUGCAGCUUGUCUUGAGUAUUGUUAAAGGGUUCCUUGAGGAUAUCAUCGCGAAUACCUUUGAAUUUGUCACCAGGCUACACCACUAUUGCGCGGACAGAAGGGCAUGGGAGGUAAAGCUGCUCAAGAAGCUGAAGAGAGAGGGUUUUAUUGUCAUGACUACGGAACAAAUCAAGCGCAUUGAGGAUUGGCGGCGCCAAGAAGACAGAAUUCCACUCGGUAACGGCAUAUAUGACUGGUAUCGUGAGGAUUCGACAACCCUUGGCCGCCUUUAUGAGCCUGCCCAUGGUAUAACGCAAUCGAUUGAACGAGAGGAGCCUCCACCAUUCGUCACGGAUGUACUUGCUACCGUCCGCCGUUUGAAACAGAGAAUUGAAACACUCGAAUCUCCCCAGCAGCCAGAGCAACUACUUAUCGAAUUCGACGACUGUGAUUAUAACAGCGACGGCGCCAUUCACGAGGAAGGAAAACCUCUAUUCAUCCCACCGCCAGGGCCCGACGCUGCCGAAAGAUUCUACCACUGGUGUCUGGAGAGACACGGCCGAUGGGCACGGAAAGGCGCAUUCAGCAGCGCAACAUGUCACGAAGUCUACCAACUAGCCCGUCUUCACGAAGUGAAAUCCAAAGACCCCAAACGCCUGCCGAGGGGCAACCAUGGCCUUAUUUCUGAGCUUACAGGCUACACUGAGCUGAAUCUCUACAGAAACCCAUGGGGCCUGCCUGCUCAUAGUUUAUACGAUGCUAUGAAUGGCUUACACGUCGAUGAUCAGUACUACACCGUGCCGGCGCGCCAGUUCCUCAUUGACCUCGAGUCGUGGUACUUCCGCCAGCCUAAAGAAAUCAAGGAGCGUUUACAGACUAUGGAUCUUCUUGGGUGGUCACUCGGGGCAAAUCUCUCUGGUCGACGCAAUAAGCUUCUUGGCCUGCCGGUUGGUAGAAGUAUGGAGUGA